Schistosoma haematobium is the source of this 1283-nucleotide messenger RNA. RefSeq lists its product as uncharacterized. The record is from RefSeq and is a predicted model, not a curated record. Lineage: Eukaryota; Metazoa; Platyhelminthes; Trematoda; Strigeidida; Schistosomatidae. The transcript has a single exon. Bases 1 to 849 code for a protein of 282 amino acids.
AUGUUAAUAAUCAGUUCAAUUGUAUUACUUAGUUUUAUAGCUAUACAUAAAUCACGUAUAUAUCAUGUAAAUCCUUGUUCGAAUCCUGACAACAUUCAUAGAAACUGGAAAAUAGAACAAACAAUUAUUCCAUUAAAAUCAUCAAUUCAUCAUUCCAAUGAUCAACAGACUUUAUUUACUGAACCAACACAAUUAACAAUUUGUUUAAGUCUUAUGUAUAUUCUAUUUGAUUUAGCUGAUCUUAUUGAAUGGUUCUAUGGUAAUAUUAUAAUACCGAAUUAUAUUCAUUCAUUUAAACAACAUUUCAAUACAAAUUUCAAUGAAAAUUAUAAUAUUAAAACAAAUUAUUCAGGCUUAUUACCACUACUAACAAAUACAUUGAAUAGUAGUAUGUUAUUAACCAAAUCUAUGAAUCAACUAUGUUCCAUUCAAUUUAUAUCUGGCUUAUUAAGAAUAUGGUCUAGUCAAAGAUUUCUAUUCAUAUUACCAAUGUUAUUAUAUCAAUCAUUGAAAUAUCGACAUUUAAUCAAAUACUAUUUCACUUAUUAUUUUCAUACAUUGAAAAUCUUACAUUGGUGUAAAUUUAGUUAUAGUUCAUCAAUCUAUAUAGAACAAACAUUGAAUACAUCAAUGGAUGAUAUAAUUCAAACUGAAUUGAAUGAAAUGAAAACUACUGAUGAAGAAAUAAGUAGUGAACAUCCUCAUCAACAACAACAGCGACGACGACAACGACGACGAGAACAACAACAACAACAGACUAUAAUAAAAGCUGAAUAUCAAGAUGAGUAUCAAAGAAUUCCUAGUCUUUAUUGUUGUUCAUGUAUUCAUCAAACUAUUCUAUCAAAAUGAUGUAAAUAAAUGAUAAAUAACGAAUGUUUGUACAUGAUUUGUGAAACGUUGACAAUUGAAUUCAUUCUCAUAAGUUCACUUCUGCCAUGAUUAUCAAAUUACACUCUAUUCCUAAUCAACUACUUUAAAUAAACUGUUGAAAAUCGAAUUGACAUAUCUGAUAUACACCAUUUUCUAAUCAAUGAACUACAUAAUAAUGUAUUAUAAUGUGUACUACUAAUAUGGAUAGAUAUAAGUAGUAUGGAUUAUUCAUCAAAAAGUGAAAUAUCUGACAGUAGAUAAUUAAAAAGAUCAAUAACAAGAGAAUGAUGUGGAAACAAAAGAAUAAUGAAUUCUGAGACAAUUGAUUCAUCUUUUGCAUAUGAAGUAAUUACUGUAGGACUCUUAGAGUUUACUAAGACAUUCUGUAAUAUUGUGUUCAAAUACAUUUGCUC